UGUCGCGCGAUGCCCGUACAUUGCUGCUGGUACACCUUUUCCUUUUAGUUCUCACUUCCAUGCUUCAUUUCAUUUAGUUGUACUGCUUCUGCUUCACUCUUGGCAUUAAUUCCGUCGUCGUGUUUGGCAUCGUUUGGAAUUUAGAUUCCAACGAAGCCCAUCGCAAGAGUGCAGCCUAUUUUAAAUUCUAAUCCCCAUUUCCGUAACCGUUAGACGUUAGUCCUUGAUCGCGCCUCAGGUAGUCAGGUGUCUCAGAGAUUCCAAAAGUACAUCGUUCGGUAUUAUCCUAAACCUAAACCAGAAGUCGAAACCAGUUUUAGUUGGAUCCAGUGGGAUAUAAGAAACGGCUCGCAAAGUGUGGAUUGUGGAAUUCCAAUACAGUGUUUUGGUUUAUUACUUGCAAAUGAAUUAAACAGUUUGUAUUCAAGAUCGACUCUCACGAUCGUCGGGAACUCGGCUGGUCGAGCUGGCGGAAAUACGAGGAUGGUAAGCUCCCGUUCACCGGGCGCAAGUGUCACCUGUAGCAAUAACUCAACAUCAACAGACGUGCCUAACAACAACGACCUGGUUGUCAACAGUUCCUCCGCAGAUGUACCUGUUUAUAAUUCGAGGAAUGACAACGAACCAGAAAGGGACAUUUUAAACAACGGAAGGCCAGGAUGGAACAGCGAAAGUGGUCCACCCUCGCUUUCAAUGUCCAUCGAUUUGCAUCACGCGACUUCUGCUCAACACGAUUCGGGAUCGUUUUCGGCCAGUCCUGAUCGAAGUAAUGCUACUUCCUGUAGGGUCAAGGUCACUGAAAGUCACGAGGAGGAAGAAAGAUACGAGGGUUUUGGAUCUGUUGAGGGAGAUUGUGAGGAAGAAGUUGAAUCUGCUGGAGGUAGUAGUUCUGCACCCUCGCCCACGGGACCUUCUUCAUUGAGAAACCCGAGAAGUCCAAACUCAACUAUUGGUAGGCACUCCUGGCUUAGAACUUCGCUCAGAAGAACUCCUUCUGGAACUAGUAGGAAGAGAUUGAGCUCUAAUGCUUUAGCCAGUCAAUUGUAUCGAAGUAGUAGUUUCAAUAGUUCAGGAAGAGGUUCCAUCUGUGAUACAGCGGAAGACAUGUACAGCGAUGUUUCUCUAGAGGAUGAUGUUCUUGAUCUGAACCACAGAGUACAUAUGAUACAAGAACAAAUGCACGCUUUAGUGGAUACUCAGUCCGUGGGGGAAGAGAGAUAUGCGAGAGCAAAGGAAGAAAAUGCAACACUCCAGGCCAGGAUACUUAUGCUGGAAGAAUCAACAAAAGAUGCUGAAAGUAGAGCUGAAGAGAGAUUACAAGCUGAACAGAGAAGGCAUAGAGAGUUUGCCUGCCGUCUAGAACGUGAGAGACAGCUGCAAAUAGAGAAUUAUUCGAUAAAACUACAAGCAGUGGAACUUGAGAGUGCCAGUUUGAGGGAUGAAGUUUCGCGGUUACGGGAACAAUUAGAAAAAGUUAGGGCAGAAAAAAGUCGACUUGAGAAUUCUUUGGAUGAUGCAAGGAGAGAAGCAGAAUCAGCACACGAACUCGAGCGUCAGGCACUAAGUCGCUCAAACGAAGCUAAUCAUAUGUUGGAAGCAGCUAGGGAAGAAUUAGCUUCACGUAUUGAGGAUCAGCAAAAGUUGGAAGAGCUAAUACAAGAAGUUUCACAUCUUCGUGCUCGCAACAAAAGUUUAGAGGAGUCAAGGGACGAACUCCAAGCGGCUGCAGCGUUGCAAGCUGGCCGUGAAUUGUUGAUGUUGAAUCCUUGUGCGAGCAAGAUUGAAAAGGGAUCUAGUCUCGCGGCAGAAUUAUUGGCAGGGAUGAACCAAGACCAGCCUGACGGAAGUUCGCCAAGAGAUCCUCAACCACGCACCCUGUCUGAAAUGAAGCAAGCCUUAAAAGAACAACAGGAAGUAAACACCCAAUUGCGGGCGUACAUAGACGGAAUAUUGUUGAACAUAGUUGAAAAUUACCCUCAACUCCUGGAAGUGAAGCAAGCAAAUUAAAAAUGAGAGUGUAAACAUGUCCCUGUUUAUAAAAACUGCGACUUAUUUUAUAUCGGGCGAAAAUACCAUGUCGUUAAAUAUAAAUAAAAUUAAUUGUACAGAUAGGUAGUAAUAGUGCUGAGUGAUAAAGUACAGGGUUCUCAAACGAUAUAUGGAUUGAUCUGAAUGAACAAGAUUUGAUAUAAUCUUAUCCUCGGUUUGAGAAAGCUAUUCAAUUUUUGCUAUUUAGAAAUUUAAUUUCCAAAAUGGAAAUUUUCUCGAACGUAUAUUUUCCUACUUGCGACGCGUUCUCGCUUAGUUUAAUUAAUUUUAGAAACUUUUACAAUAUAUUUUACAUUUUAUUAGAUUAAAUUGAAGAGUCUUGUUUCCUAUCUUGGUUAGAACAAGUGUUAGUUAUUGAAAGCGUCGAUCGUUUAAUUUCUACGAUUGUUUCUACUUUGUAAAAUAAUCUAGAGUAUCACUAUCACUGGUCAAGUGAUCUUCCCGUCCUCAACUUCAGAAUUGCCUUUGAAGGCAUUUUUUGAAUAAAACGUAUCGUGUUUGCAAGGUUAAGUUUAGUAAAUUCACUGCCAGCAUCACUGAAAAGCAUCACUGAACCAUCCAAGGAUGGGCAUUUUGACGUCACAUCGGCUGUGGGCGUUUAAAAAAAUGGAUAAGGAACGUCUGGUCUAUAACACGAAUAGCCAGAUGAUAAUUGUGUGAUAAGUCUGCUCUUGAAAAAAUACGUUUGUACAAAAUAGGGAAUCUGCAAUACUGUGUGGCUAAAUAAAUAGUAGCUUUUCAUACAAUUUA
Molecule: messenger RNA, 2799 nt
Organism: Belonocnema kinseyi
Lineage: Eukaryota; Metazoa; Arthropoda; Insecta; Hymenoptera; Cynipidae
Gene: nuf
Product: rab11 family-interacting protein 4A
Exons: 10
Coding region: 484-2007 (507 amino acids)
Biological process (GO): regulation of cytokinesis; endocytic recycling
Cellular component (GO): endocytic vesicle; cleavage furrow; recycling endosome membrane
Source: RefSeq, a predicted model, not a curated record